Molecule: messenger RNA, 1448 nt
Organism: Mus pahari (shrew mouse)
Lineage: Eukaryota; Metazoa; Chordata; Mammalia; Rodentia; Muridae
Gene: Afmid
Product: arylformamidase
Exons: 11
Coding region: 28-945 (305 amino acids)
Molecular function (GO): arylformamidase activity
Source: RefSeq, a predicted model, not a curated record
GCUCGACCAUCCCCUCCGGAUCUGGCCAUGGCGUUUCCUUCGCUUUCUGCAGGCCAGGAUCCCUGGAGGAACUUGUCUUCGGAGGAGCUGGAGAAGCAAUACUCACCCAGCAGAUGGGUCAUCCGCACGAAACCAGAGGAAGUUGUUGGGAACUUCGUGCAGAUAGGAAGCCAGGCCACCCAGAAGGCCCGGGCCACCAGGAGGAACCAGCUGGAUGUCCCCUAUGGAGAUGGGGAAGGGGAGAAAAUGGACAUCUACUUUCCUAAUGAGGAUUCCAAGGCUUUCCCUCUGUUCCUGUUCUUGCAUGGAGGAUACUGGCAGAGUGGAAGUAAAGAUGACUCGGCCUUCAUGGUAAACCCCCUGACGGCACAGGGGAUCGUGGUGGCGGUAGUGGCUUAUGACAUUGCACCCAAAGGCACACUGGACCAGAUGGUGGACCAGGUGACCCGCAGCGUUGUGUUUCUACAGAGGCGCUAUCCAGGCAAUGAGGGAAUCUACCUCUGUGGACACUCUGCAGGAGCUCACCUGGCUGCUAUGGUGCUCCUGGCCAGCUGGACCAAGCAUGGUGUCACACCCAACCUCCAAGGCUUUCUCCUGGUGAGUGGGAUCUACGACCUGGAGCCCCUCAUAGCUACCUCCCAGAAUGACCCUCUGCGCAUGACCCUGGCAGAUGCUCAGAGAAACAGUCCACAGCGACACUUGGAGGUGGCUCCAGCACGGCCUGUGGCUCCAGCCUACCCUGUGCUGGUGCUUGUGGCUCAGCAUGACUCCCCAGAGUUCCACCGGCAGUCCAAGGAAUUCUAUGAGACACUGUGCCGCACGGGAUGGAAGGCCUCUUUCCAGCAGCUGCGUGGUGUGGAUCACUUUGACAUCAUAGAGAAUCUGACCCAAGAUGAUGACAUGCUCAUCCAGAUCAUUUUGAAAACAGUCUUCCAGAAGCUGUGAGGACACCCAGUCCCCAUCCUGUAUGCACCUCAGAGAGCCUUCAGAAAAGAGGUUCCACCUCACACUGCCUUGCCUGUCUACCCUGUAUAGUCUCCCUGCUGUGAACACAAUCUCCUCUCCUGCCAUUCUUCACCCCACCCAGAUGGAGGCCCAGGGAAAGCCUGCAGAUUGUUACUGGGAGAUACAGACAGCCACCACCUGGCCAAGUCUGCACCACACCUCCACCCCACCCCAGCCUGGUGAUGGGGAGUGGCCAUCAACUUCUGGCUGGCUUUCUGUGUCAAUUAACAGUCUAUUUGUGGACUGGCUGGGGCUGAGGCUGUCUGUAGCUGAAUGGAGUUCUGCCUAUCUCCUACUGCAAGAGAGGGUGGGGUGGGGAGAAGGAAUGAAGACAGACAGACCAACCAACCAACCACUGGGGGGUGUAGCUCGCUGGUAGAAAGCCUGACCAACAUGCAUAGGAUCCUGGGUUUCAACAAGGAAACAUGAUGUUAAUUAACAAG